AACCGCUGAGCCACGCCCGGCCGGGCUCUGAUUCAUUCUUCACCUCAUUUAUUGAGCUCUUCAGCCCCAGAAUUUCUUGUUGGUUCAUUUUAUAGUUUCAGUCUCUUUGAUAAAGUGCUUCUUUUGUUCAUUGAUUUUAUUCCAGAGCUCGUUUGAACUGUGUUUCUGAGUUGUCUUGUAUCUCAUUAAGUUUUUUCAAAACUGCAAUCUUGAAUUCUCUGUCAUUUAAAUCAUAGUCAUCCAUGUUUUUGAGUUUGGUUUCUGGAGAGUUUUUAUUUUCCUUCUGAGCUAAUUUGUUACCAUGGUAUUCAUGGUACUUGAUGGAUUGUUUCUUUGCCCUGGCAUUUGAGGAAGUGAACUCUUCUUUUUAGGUAUGGUUUAUAUCUUUUAAGGAUUCCUUUCCUUCAACUGUGAAAGGGACAAGAAUAAAUUUUGGAAAGUUAUAAGGAACAACAAUAUAUAAGUGGUAGGCAGAGGAAAAGGGAUUAGAGCAUUGCCCACUGAGAGAGACCAUGGAAGUAAAGCAAGACGCAGCUGUCAGCAAUAUCAGAUACCUUCAACACUUAAGAAGUAAUGAGGUCUAUUGCAUGAGCAACAUAAGGGUGUUUUAUAUUACUAACCAGAGAAAUUUCAGUUGUGUCCUGGCAGCAGAACAGAAGCAAGAUUAUAGAGAAUUGAAAAUCAGUGGGUAAUGGGAAAUAGUGACAAGUAUUGACAAUCCUUUGAAGAGUGCCGCCUUGAAAAAGAAUGGAUAGUAGUUGCAAAGGGGUAGGUAGCCAGUGAAGGUUUUUAAUGUAGGGAGAGACAUUAAAUGAUUUUAAAUGAUGAUAAGAAGGAGUCAAUAAAAGUGAAAGAUCAAGUUGAUGUAUAGGAAUGAGAAGAUAUGUGCUAGAUUCAGGCCUGUAGGGAGGCUGGAGAGAAUGGACUGAUUCCAAGGAAGAAAUACCUUUUAAUGCAAAUCCCUGGGCCAAUAUUCCCCCCUAGAACUACUAUUUCAUUAGGUCUGGGGUCUGCUUUCAACAAAUAUCAUGAUUCAAGUGAUCUUUAGACCACACUCUGAUAAGCACUUCUCUUUUUUCUGUUUUCCCACAUCUAUUAACCCACUCCUAUCUUCAUUUCUUUUCCAUACAGUCUAGAACCUCGGUCUCCUGACUCAUGGUCUAGUGUUUUGUAAGUUAUGCCUUCUCAGAAUGCUGUACUUUUUCAGGAGGGAAACAUGGAAGAGAAGGAAAUGAAUGAUGGAUCACAGAUAGUCAGGUCCCAGGGGUCAUUGACAUUCCAGGACGUGGCUGUGGACUUCACCAGAGAGGAGUGGGACCAGCUGUACCCUGCUCAGAAGAACCUCUACCGAGAUGUGAUGCUAGAAAACUAUAGGAAUCUGGUCACACUGGGGCAUCAACUUUAUAAGCCAGAGGUGAUCGCUCAGUUGGAGCAAGAAGAGCAGUGGGUGACGGAAGGAGACAGCCCGCUGGACACUCAUCCAGAUGGAAAAAAUAGACCUGAAGUCAAAAAAUCAACUCCAAUCCAGACUAUUUCUGAUGAAAAGCAAACCCAUGACAUGAUAAUAGAGAGACUAACAGGAGACAGUUUCUGGUACUCCAUUCUAGAAGGACUCUGGGAUUUUGAUUACCAGUUAGAAUUUAACCAAGAAAACCAGCAGAGACAUUUAGGACUAGUAUCGUCUGCCCAAAAAAAGGUCACACAGGAGAGAAGCCUUGAAUGUAAUACAAUUGGGGAAAACUAUAAAAUGAACUCAAAUCUUAUUAUGCAUCAGAGAAUUUCUUCAAUUAAAAUACCCCUGAAUUCAGACAUACAAGGAAAUAGCAUCAAACAUAAUUCAGAAUUGAUUUAUUACCAGGGAAACUAUGUAAGAGAGAAUACUUGUGAAUAUAAUGAGUGUGGGAAAAUCUUCAAUCAACAUAUUCUUCUUACUAAUCGUAUUCGUUCUGAAGAGAAACCCAGUGAAUGUAGGAAGGCCUUCAGCCACAACUCAUCUUUGACUCAACCUCAAAUAGUCCUUACAGGAGAGAAGCCCUAUAAGUGUGAUGAAUGUGGGAAAAGAUUCAGCCAGAGAAUACAUCUUAUUCAACAUCAGCGAAUUCAUACAGGAGAAAAACCUUUUAUAUGCAAUGAAUGUGGGAAAGCCUUUCGUCAACAUUCAUCCUUUACUCAGCAUUUGAGGAUUCAUACUGGAGAGAAGCCCUACAAAUGUAAUCAAUGUGGUAAAGCCUUUAGCCGUAUCACAUCCCUUACUGAACAUCAUAGACUUCAUACUGGAGAGAAGCCUUAUGAAUGUAGUUUUUGUGGGAAAGCCUUUAGCCAGAGGACACAUCUUAAUCAGCAUGAGAGGAUUCAUACGGGAGAGAAGCCCUAUAAAUGUCAUGAAUGUGAGAAAGCUUUUAGCCAGAGUGCACACCUUAAUCAACAUAGGAAAAUUCAUACUCGGGAGAAAUUAUGUGACUAUAAUAAAUGUGAGAAAGUUUUAAGCCAUGGUCCUUCAGUUACUCAGCAGCACAUAACUCAUGGGGGGGGAAGUUAUAUGAAUAUAUAAAUGUAGGAAAUUUUUUGUCAGACCUUUCCAUACCAUUCAAUAACAAGUUAUUCAUAGUGGAGACAAAGUUUGUAAACAAACAUUUAAUGCAUAGAAACCAAAUAAAUUUAGACUUUAAACUAGUAGAAUAUUAUGUUCCCAGGAGAGGUUAUAAAUAGUGAAAAUAAUUUAUAAACAAGAUUAUAUUAGGAGUCAUGUUCCAAAUCUGAUAUAAACCUUUUUUUAAUGACCAGAAAUUCUGUAGGCAUACCCUGUGGUUAUUCACCUGUGAGUUUUAUGAUAUAAAGUUUUUCAAUUAUAUAAACAUUGAUUAAUCAAGGCAAUGAUGUAGUGUAGUCACAUAAACUUGAAAUAAACAGAAAACACCAAUAUUUCUCAUACUUCGACAUUUGUAUGCUUCCUUUGCAGUUUUUAGUGUUUACUUAUUAAAUAUGAAGUAAACACCAUAUUUAGUGUUUACUUCAUAUUUUUAAAGGGGCUUAAUUUUUAGCCUUUAGGAAAUAUUAUUUAUGAAAAUUGGGUUUUAUAUGCUAAUUAUAUUUGUUCUAAUUUCCAUCAGAGUAAAUAUUCAUUGAUAUAUCACCUAAAUCUUUUGUACCAUUAUUUGAGAAACAGUGUGAUAAGAUAGCAAUACUCUGUUGCUGUUUUUUUUUGUUUUCUGGGGUUUUUGGCAAUGCUUUCAUUAAUCUCAUCAGAAUCCUAGGGUCACUUUAAAAAGAGUCUUGGAGGAGAUUGAGGAUUAUGUUGAUGAAAUUUGAAGUUAUUCGGAAAAGUCUGCUUUUCUAUCAUGUUGUUCUAGUUUUAAAUUUCCCUGUAACAAAACAUAACUUUUAAGUUAAAAUUGUUGUUUCUGCUAUAUUUGCAGAUUUGAAUAGAGAGAAGGUUUUGUUGUUGUGUUUGUUGUUGUUAUUAUUGUUUCUAAUAAUGAAUGGGGGCUAAGAAUUCCUCUGCCUCCCAGCCCCACUCUGGGAGACAAGAAAGUGCAGACUGUACCAGAGGGUGAUCUGUGGUACAUAGUUGAGGCUGAGAACCAGGGAAGAGUCGUAGUGUCUUAUAGAAACAACUAAGGAAGUAAUACUAAUUGGCUUAAUAAUUCACUUUAUUUAUUGAGAUAUAUUUAUGUAACACCUUUUCCCAAAAAGAAUUUAGGUGAUUUAAUUUGAUUUUUAUGAUUACUGCCUUGUUUGACAAAAAAUCACAUUUUGAUGUUACAAAGCAUUGCAAACUAUUAUAAACCAUAAAUAGCUGUAAAUGUGA
Messenger RNA from Miniopterus natalensis, 3808 nucleotides. It is a transcript of the gene ZNF713, whose product is annotated as zinc finger protein 713. The record is from RefSeq and is a predicted model, not a curated record. Gene Ontology annotation, biological process: regulation of DNA-templated transcription. Lineage: Eukaryota; Metazoa; Chordata; Mammalia; Chiroptera; Miniopteridae.